Molecule: messenger RNA, 1458 nt
Organism: Sclerotinia sclerotiorum 1980 UF-70
Lineage: Eukaryota; Fungi; Ascomycota; Leotiomycetes; Helotiales; Sclerotiniaceae
Exons: 6
Coding region: 1-1458 (485 amino acids)
Molecular function (GO): NADP binding; flavin adenine dinucleotide binding; N,N-dimethylaniline monooxygenase activity
Source: RefSeq, a predicted model, not a curated record
AUGGGCUUAACUUUUGAAAGAGUUGCCGUCAUCGGUGCAGGUGUUAGUGGUCUGGCGGCAGCAAGGCAUCUCUUAGAUUAUGGCUUGGAUGUAACAAUCUAUGAGCGAUCCUCGAAACCAGGUGGUGUUUGGUCCGUCAACUACUCCAUUUCUUCUCCUUUUGGAAAGCUGGCAUACGAUGAAAGGAAACCGCUGGAAUCGAAAUACCCGUCCAUUUUGCCAUCCGUUGCGGGCAUCUAUCCAGACUCAGAUUCAGAUUCUCAGGGUGUCACAUCUCAAUUGUUACCUCUUCAGACAGAAAACCUCAUACUGAAGCACGCACCACCAGGCCCUGCAUAUUUUGGCCUAACAACGAACAUUUCGACGAAACUUCAAGAAAUGAAAGGCCACCCAUGGAAAGAGGGUACCGGCGACUUUGUCAAUGUGAAGGUUGUUGGUGAUUAUUUGAAGGACUAUGCCAGGAGAUUUCAUCUCGAACAGGUCUUGAGAUACAAUACCAAAAUCGAGGCUAUUGAGAAAGUAGACAGUAAAUGGGUUGUGAAAUCAAAGCUGUUGAAUAAAACUCAUGACGGAAACAUAAAGUUUGUAGAAAAAGAAGAGACAUUUGAUAAAGUAGUCGUGGCGAGUGGGCAUUAUCAUGCAAGCAGAGUCCCCGACAUCAAAGGACUGAAAGAUUGGAGGGAACGGUAUCCUGAAAGAGUUAUGCAUUCGAAAGUUUACAGAAGACCUCAAGAACUUGCAGGCCAGACCGUACUUCUCAUUGGUGGCGGUGUUUCUUCGACCGACAUUGCCAGGGAGAUCAAUGGAAUGGCCAAGAAGGUUUAUCAAUCCACUCGAGGUGGUCAAUUUGACCUUCCUCUCAGCUUUCUACCUCCAAGGACAGAAAGAGUUGGAGAAUUUCUUGUUACUGAUGGAACACAAGUCCACAAUCUUCAUAAAGACAUAUUUUAUAUUCCAGAUCCAACACUUGCAUUCGUUGGCACAGCAUAUUAUGUAUCGACCUUUUCCCUGUUCGAAUUCCAGGCCAUUGCGGUCGCAGCUGUGUUCUCCGGAAGAGCAAAACUGCCACGCGAGGAAGAGAUGAGGGAAGAAUAUAGACUGAAAGUGAAAGAAAAGGGGUUCGGUAGAGCUUUUCACGCCCUUAAUGGACGAGAACCAGAGUAUGUUCGUGAAUUGGUAGAUUGGAUUAACACAGAUGCUGCGGCGAGCGGAGGACAAAAGGUAGAAGGUCACUCCGAAGCAUGGUUGAGGGAAGACGAGAUCAAGAAAGAAAAACUUCUUGAGAGAUUUGAGAAGCAGAAACAAGAGGAGCUCCAGAAACAAGAACAAAGCUAUCGUAUAUACAAUUUGAGGAGUCAAGGACCUCUUCCUACCUCCGAAUAUCGGUUAUUCGAUGGAAACGGGAGUAAGGGAAAAUUAGAGGAACAGGCUAGUGGUGAAAACGACUGGAUUACUUAG